CUUUUUACUUAUCGCGGAUUUUGAUUUUGAUUUUGAUCUUGUGGUUUGUACCUUGCUAUAUUCUUUUCUAUUUUCUAGUAUACGAUACGAUUUCAUAUUAUACCAUAUUACAUUAUAUUAUACCACCAAAAGAAGACAAGCCAUGUUGCUCGUUAAGACGCUCUCUAUUCUCCUAGCCACGGCUACUUUCUGCGCUGCGCAAGGCAGUGAAGAGAGCGUGGAGGCUGUUCGUGCCCCGAUCCCCGCUCGCAAGGACUUUACGCCGAUCGAAGAGGCCGGGCUGGAGAGGAGGGCGACCUGUGCGGAUGGGGGGCAAUGUUUGUUCGGGCAGUGUUGUGGGGGUGGUUGUGCGCCGAUUUGUUGUGCGCAUGAUAAUGGAGGACUUGGAUGUAAUCUGUCCGAACGAUGCCAGUUCAAGGGAAAUGUAUUUGUGGGGUGUUGUAAUGGGUUUAUUGGACGAUGCACUGGUGAAGCGACGCGGGUGACUGUGCAUUCGCCGGCCGACAGUACCAUGUUUAAUACUCAGACUGCCACUUCGACGGAUAAUGAUGAGACGACGACGACGUCAACGACGAGAUCUACGCGGACUAGGACCUCUGCGGAAUCUACGGCUACGGUGACCUCUGAUGAUGAUCAUAGCUCCGGCUCGAGUCCCAGUUCCACCUCGAGUAAUGGGUAUCGGAGGACGUCGGCCACUGAGACUGGUUCUACGACACGUAGUUCGCCUAGUGCAAAGGAUAGUGUUGGUUCUAGUUCUACCGGUACUUCUACUGCCUCAAGGGCUACUUCUGGGCAGAGUGGGGAUGAAACUGGGUCCGCUAAUGCUGCUCCUGCUAUUACGGCUUUGGCACGGUUGGAGAUGGGAGCUGUUGCUGUUGGGGCUUUGUUGGUUUUCUAGGUUUAAUGGGAGGGAAGGGUAUCCUGGGGCGAUAUCGAUAUGAAUCAAAGUUAUGGUGGAUAUGAGCUAAUGGGAUUGUAUAUACUAAUGAGGUCGGUUGGUAGCUAAUGCUUACGCAUUUAGUUAUGGAUUCUAUAUAUAUGAAUGAUUGUAUGAGGUUGUUU
Aspergillus alliaceus is the source of this 1062-nucleotide messenger RNA. Its product is annotated as putative GPI anchored protein. The coding region runs from base 143 to 898 and encodes 251 amino acids. NCBI's taxonomy places the organism in Eukaryota, Fungi, Ascomycota, Eurotiomycetes, Eurotiales, Aspergillaceae. The transcript is spliced from 3 exons. The record is from RefSeq and is a predicted model, not a curated record.